AUGGUGAAACGCCAAAUGACGAUGGAGGAAGUCUUAGGGGGUUCUCCCAAAAAAGACGACCAGUCUCCCAAAAGCACGGGAGGAACGCCAAGGAACAAAAGAAAGACCCAGGAAACGUAUCAGGAAAGCAUCCUUCCCUACGUGAAAAUACUGUCGAAAAGCGCCGAUGGGACGCCAGUCAAUCGUGGGGAUGUUGAGAAUAAGCCUGAGGAAAGCCUGGUUGCCCCGGUAAAUAGCACGCCGUCGCCCAAAAGCGGCGGCGUUACACCUGGUAACGAUCAUCCGGAUAGACCUGAGGUGCCCAAACAGCAGGCUAACGAUAGUGAAAAUGUGGCUCCUAAAUCCACGAGUGCCGCAGUAACACGCAGGAGAGGCAGGGCGCGCAAAAACGAACAACAGGAUAAGGAGGUACAGGAUAUGCAGCAGCAGAUGGAUGUUGAACAGCCGCCAGAAGUCCAGAACCCGAAUGUCGAACAGCAAAAGGAUAUCCAGGAGGAAAAUAUCGAUGGAGGCACUCUCUAUAAGAAGGUUGGAGGCAAACCGCUCGGUGUACAAAUCAUGCUAAAUGACGAUAUUGAACGGGUCAAUUUAGAUUUCCAGAAGUUAGAUGCUAAAAGUGUCAGCCUCGAGUUUGACAGCGCUCACAAAACGAAGGUGGAAAGUGCCAAAGUCGAGAUUAUUUCUCAGCAACAGCCUUUUGACUUAAACCAAAAUUUAGUGUCUAGCACUCAGCAUUCGGGUGAUGAUUCGCAGCUUGGCGGUAGGGGCAAGAGAGGCAUGGCGCGGCAGUCAAACUCGCCGCCGCAAGCCAAGAACGCCCCUACCAGAAAAGGCCGGUCGAAAAAGCAGAAUCCGGACCCCCAGCCAUCCGUUGAGGUCACCGAACAGCAUAAUAUCCAGCCGGUUGCUGAGGAUGUACAACAGGAUAUUGCGGGUAUGCAGCAUGAAAAUGUACAACAGGAUGAGGGAAGGCAGCAACACGAAGAUAAUAAUGAUGGGCAGCGAGGAAGAAAAGGGGGAUUUGAUCGGCCUGCCGAUCCCGAGGAGCACGAAAAGAUAGUUAAAUCGCUGCUAGAGGUGAUUGUCUCUGAAUCAGGCAACCAGGAAAGCACGAGACACGAAGGUCGGCAGGGCGAUUUGACACAGGAAUCUCCCAUUGACACACAGAAUCAGAGUACACGAGAACUUCCUAUGCUGCCCAUGCAACAACAGAGCACACGAGAGCUUCCCAUGAUGCCCGCACAAGUGCCGGUCGUGGUGAGGAGGAUGCCGCAGAAUCUUUCUGCGCGCAGAUCUUUGCCUUUGCCGGAAAUCAGAGAAGGCAUUGAAAACAAUCCGCACGCAAUGACGCCAGUUCCGGUACGGCGCUCGUCGUUACCGCCGCCACGGCUACACGAGGUGGGAAGCGUGCCGCUCAUGCCUACGCCAGCGCUGUUCCCGCCGGCUCCGGGCACGCGGAUCGAAACCCAGCAAGACUCUCCCCGCCUCCGCCAGUACGUCCGCGAAAAUCGCGCGGAUUUGCCACGAAAUUGGAGAUGCGAGACGGUCUUCAUUCGCCAAGAGCCCCUGAGAGAGGAAGGUCCCGAAUUCGGCACCGACGUGGACGUCGAUGUGAGCAUCGUGUACCCGCGGGGUGCCUCCGCCGACUCCCGGUCGUCAAACGUGCUCCGCCGCCAGCUGGUGAGUCAGUUGAGGCGCCGCAGCACUGAGGAAGGAGAGCGGCCGGCGGAGGAAAUGAGGUCAAGGACGGUAAGCUUCGACCCCGUCGCGACGGUAUACAUGGUCCCCUACGACAGCCCGACGCGAAACUUCAGAGAGCUCCAGCGGGGCAGCGAAGGACGUCGGCCGAGUGACCCGGAAGUACAGUCGAGGCAAAACAGACUGGCCGUCCGUCGCCUCAACCGAAUGAUUGAGCGGCUUGAGAGGCAGGGGUUAUACCAGCGCGACGAGAAUCGUCUAACUGCGCGCAGAGGCAUACUGAGGGACGCCAUAGAGCUGAAUGAGAGGCGCAUCAACGAAGAAAGGCGCCGCCGCCGAAGCGCAGUUGUGUGGCACUACGCUGAGCCCGAGGUCUCGCGGCAGGACGACAAUCCGCUGCCGGACCCAGCCAUAAACUCCGACGAAGAGAUCAUGUUCUUCGACGAAUCCGAGCUUGACAUGGGACCUUUACAGUUGCCUCCGGCAGCGCAGGUCGACGAGCCAACCGAUGAGUCGGAGCCAGUCGAGGGGAACGAUGAAGGACAGCACAGCGAGGGUGGCCAGCAGGCAGCAAACGGUAGGCUAACGGAGUAUAGUGAUCAAUAUGAACAGGCAGGGUACAGUGAUUCUCUCCAAGAAGAGGGGUACGAAGUCGAGUUAUACUAUGAUCAACGUUUUGAGCCUCUCUGCGAUUGCGACAUGAACUAUCCGUGCUGUGACGAAUGCGAAGCUGAAUUCCACGACGACUACGGAACGGAAAGUGACCUAUACGAAUCGUCUGAUAGGGAGGACGAAACGGAGACCGAAAGUGAAUAUGAAGAAUCCACCGACAUUGAUGGAGCUGAGACCGACACCGGCGGUGAAGGUGACAGCGACAAUGCACAAGAUGACGACGAUUUCUACGAUGAACCACAAAACGCUAAUAAUAAUGAGUAA
Messenger RNA from Babesia ovata, 2634 nucleotides. Its product is annotated as pp1a, putative. Bases 1 to 2634 code for a protein of 877 amino acids. NCBI's taxonomy places the organism in Eukaryota, Apicomplexa, Aconoidasida, Piroplasmida, Babesiidae. The record is from RefSeq and is a predicted model, not a curated record. The transcript has a single exon.